AUGGAAAAUUCAGACGGUAACGCAUGGGUGUUUGAUUCUCUUGUAGGAUUUCUCCAUGGUCCCGUGUGGAAUGUACCACUGCAGACUUUUAUAGAAGAAAAGUCUUUACCUUUUGAGCCGACUGAUCAUGGCGAAGUUCUCGAUAGACCAGAGUAUAAGAAGAUACAUGACGAGUACCGCAAUUUAGUGGACGUGAUGUUAGGCUCGUUCAUGGACGAUAUCGGCAUCACGGCUGAUCAGUUCGAAGCGGCGUGCAAGCUGUCAGCGCGGGAUUUAGCCGGGCUACCGGCACAUUUCCAUCGACGUCUUUUUGAACAAAUAUGGGCCGCCAAUGAUUACGAAAUGUUUGUUAAGAUGAUGACCCACAAGAAUGUGGAAUUGCAGCUACAGGCUCUAGAAUUAAUUGAAAGGAGGUAUGGAGCAAUGCCCCAUUUGUUUUCUGCAGAACCAGAUGUCUCAUUGUUAGACUCAUCAAGGAGUGAUGAAAGCGAGGAAUGGCCAGAUAAUGACGAUGUCAUGACUGAAAUAAAGAAAUUACAAUUGGAAGAUUUUGAAGGUAAAGAUGAGGUUGUUAACGUCCCGCCCGAAGAAGUGGUAGCCGAGAAGCAAACUUUGUUAUCCAAACUCCACAGCUUUGAAAAAAAGGACGAACAUGUCGAGAAAAAAGAUCACAUUGUGGCUGCAGAAAAAAAGAUUCAAGUUAUGGAACCACCGAAAACACGUCCUAAAAAAGUUGAGGUGACUGAGGAAGAAAUGAGAGCUCGUCAGGAAUAUUUGAAACAACAGCGCGAUAAGUUGUUAGCAUUGAAGAAGCAAGUCCGCGAGCGACGACUUGGUGCAGCAGAUGGCGCAGAAACAGGAGGUGGCGAGGGGUCUCAAAGCAGCAUUGCCAGACCCCGGUCAGCUCGUGUGGCUCAAGCAGCACUGGCAGGUGUAACUCCGCCGCCUCCUCCAGACGCCAUGCAGCUGCGAAGGGCACUUGCCUCCAAGUUAAAGACUGAAGUGGUUGAUAUUUCUAAUUAA
Molecule: messenger RNA, 1023 nt
Organism: Spodoptera exigua (beet armyworm)
Lineage: Eukaryota; Metazoa; Arthropoda; Insecta; Lepidoptera; Noctuidae
Source: the annotation of a GenBank genome assembly